AUGUUGGGAAAGGUGGCAUUAGAAGAAGCCUUCGCGCUACCCCGUUUUCAGGAGAAGACGAAAUGGUGGGCAUCACUGUUCGCUACCGAUCCUGACAAGCACGCGGCGGAGAUCACAGACAUUACAGAAACCCGUAUAAAAUACAUGGACAAGCAUGGUGUUGGGCACAGCAUCCUCUCGUAUACAGCUCCUGGUGUUCAGGAUAUCUGGGAGCCCAAGGACGCACAGGCCCUGGCCGUUGAGGUGAACGACUACCUCGCUAGCGCCAUCAAGAGCCACCCCGACAGGUUCAGCGGCUUCGCUACACUGUCUAUGCAUGACCCUCAAGAGGCUGCUACAGAGCUGAAGCGCGCUGUCACGCAACUGGGCUUCAAGGGUGCUCUCGUCAAUGAUACUCAGCGUGCUGGUCACGAUGGAGAUGACAUGAUCUUCUAUGACGGCCCGGAGUGGGACGUCUUCUGGUCGACAGUGACCGACCUGGACGUCCCCUUCUACCUUCACCCAAGAAAUCCCACCGGCACAAUCCACGAGAAACUGUGGGCCAAGCGAAGCUGGCUGAUUGGCCCGCCUCUCAGUUUCGCUCAGGGUGUUUCUCUCCAUAUCCUUGGUAUGGUUACCAAUGGUGUAUUUGACAGACAUCCCAAGCUUCAGGUCAUUAUCGGCCACUUGGGUGAGCACUUGCCCUUCGACCUGUGGAGGAUCAACCACUGGUUCGAGGAUGUCAAGAAGCCACUGGGUCUGUCUUGCAAGAAGACGAUCCGGGAAUAUUUCGCGGACAACAUUUGGAUCACUACCAGUGGCCACUUUUCCACUCCCACAUUAAAGUACUGUUUGACAGAGGUUGGCGCUGACAGAAUCCUCUUCUCAAUUGACUACCCUUUUGAGAGCUUUGGUGAUGCUUGUGACUGGUGGGACGAGCUGAAACUGGAUGAGGUCGACUACAAGAAGAUUGGACGAGAGAACGCCAAGAAGCUGCUCAAGCUUGGAAACUUUAAGGACUCAGAGGCGUAG
Molecule: messenger RNA, 1011 nt
Organism: Truncatella angustata
Lineage: Eukaryota; Fungi; Ascomycota; Sordariomycetes; Amphisphaeriales; Sporocadaceae
Exons: 2
Coding region: 1-1011 (336 amino acids)
Biological process (GO): secondary metabolic process
Cellular component (GO): cytoplasm; cytosol
Molecular function (GO): carboxy-lyase activity; hydrolase activity
Source: RefSeq, a predicted model, not a curated record